AUGAGCAAUAUGAAGGAUAAACCGACUAUCCGCCAACAGAGCUCGGAGAAUAACUCUGUCAGCAGUAGCGAAUGGGAUAUGGCAAAUGACGUGUUUGUGUCAGGCUACGACGAGAACCCGAUGGGAGACGGUGUCACCCCCGGGGAGAGGGACCCAACGCAGCCCGACCUGGACAGACACCUGCCGCUGCUACGGGGCGACUCGCACCGGUUAUCCCAGGAUGGCAUCAUGUUGGGCCUGGCCGGGGAGGAAUUUCCAUGCUCAUCCUAUCUGGACAUCGACCCAAACUACACCGAAAGUGAUGGGAAUGUCACAACCAAAAAACGCAUCCGGUCCAAUAGCUCCAGGCACCGGGGUGAGGUCGUCACGGAGCUGGGACCGGAGGAGGUUCGGUGGUUUUACAAAGAGGACAAGCGGACGUGGAAGCCUUUCGUCGGACACGAUUCUUUAAAAAUUGAGAUUCUCCAUUUGAGAUUUUUUGAGCAGAACCCCGACAAGGUCAAACGUCCCGUUGAUCCGGUCGUAGCUGAGGGGAAGGAGACAGCCAAGUCCGGGGAGAUUGUGCCCGAGAGCGCGGCGGUGGAGUGUGGAAGUGUCCGGGCGGAGCCGGCGGUGCAGCGGGGCGGAGGACAGCGGAGCUCGGUGUCAGAAGAGAUGAAACACUCGGACAUCAGCAUCAGCGUGGAGGCAGUGUGUGUUAGAGGAGGGCUGUAUGAAGUGGAUAUCAGGGAGAAGGAGUGCUACCCUGUUUACUGGAACCAGCAAGACCGUAUCCCUGUGAUGAGAGGUCAGUGGUUCAUUGAUGGGACGUGGCUUCCCCUGGAGGAGGACGAGAGUGACCUCAUCGAGCUGGAACACCUCGCCCGUUUCCGGGGGCAACAGAUGUGGGACACCUAUGAGUCGGAGUCGGUGAACACCACAGUGGAGAGCAAGGAUGUUAAAGAAUCCAUCCACAGUCUGAAGCUGAGUCGGAGUCACGUGGACUGGCACAGUGUGGACGAGGUGUAUCUCUACAGCGAUGCCACCACCUCUAAGAUUGCACGCACCGUCACUCAGAGACUGGGCUUCUCUAAAGCCUCCAGCAGCGGAACCCGUCUCCAUCGGGGUUACGUAGAGGAGGCGGCUCCUGAGGACACUCCGCCUGAAACUACUCACAUUGUGUUCGUGGUGCACGGCAUCGGCCAGAAGAUGGACCAGGGCCGCAUCAUCAGGAACACCAGCAUGAUGAGAGACGCUGCCAGAAAGAUGGAGGAGAAGCACUUCUCUGAUCGUACCACAGAGCAUGUAGAGUUCCUUCCUGUGGAAUGGAGGUCAAAACUGGCUCUGGAUGGAGACACAGUGGACUCUAUCACUCCGGAUAAAGUGCGAGGUCUCAGAGACAUGCUGAACAGCAGUGCCAUGGAUAUCAUGUACUACACCAGUCCUCUGUACAGAGACGAGAUUAACAGGGGUCUAACUCUGGAGCUGAACCGUCUCUACUCACUCUUCUGCUCGCGGAAUCCAGACUUUGAGAAAAACGGGAAGGUUUCCAUCGUGUCACACUCACUGGGCUGUGUCAUUACCUUCGACAUCAUGACCGGCUGGGACCCCAUUCGCUUUCAUCAUCAAGAAGUGCUAGACCCAGAAGAAACCAAGGCCAGGUGGCCGAGUGAUGAAGAGCGCCACCUUCAGGAGCAGCUGAGACUGACACGCCUCAGGUUAAGGGACUUGGAAGAUCAGUUCCAGAGUCUGCGGACCUCAUCUUGUCUUGCAGUGCCAGCCUUGAAAUUCAAGGUAGAGAACUUCUUCUGCAUGGGCUCUCCUCUGGCGGUUUUCUUGGCAUUACGAGGGAUUCGUCCUGGAAGUAACGGUGUGCAGGACCACAUCCUCCCCACUUCGAUCUGCAAACGCCUCUUCAACAUAUUCCAUCCCACUGACCCCGUGGCCUACAGACUGGAGCCUCUUCUCUUAAAGCAUUAUAGCAACAUUUCACCUGUUCAAAUCCACUGGUAUAAUACCACCAGCCCCACACCGUAUGAUCAGAUCCGGCCCACACUGCUGAACCCUCAGAAGGACACCACAUCCAUCUCAGACUCAGAGAGCAUUCCCAGCCCGUGUACCUCCCCGCCUCAGGCCCGACGGCACUAUGGAGAAUCCAUUACUAACCUCGGCAAGGCCAGCAUUAUGGGUGCUGCAAGUCUCGGAAAGGGAAUCGGGGGAAUCCUGUUUUCCCGCUUUUCCAGAUCCAGUGGCCAGGUGGGAGGAGUGGAGGAGGAACCAUCAGAUUCUGAAGGUGUAGCCUCUGAAGUGGAAAACCUGGCAUUGCAAGAGGAAGUAGCACCAGUGGCUGAAAGUGAGGAUAAAGACAAAGAAAUAGAAGAGGAAACAAAGGAGGUAGAGCCUGCCAUGUCCCUGUCCACCUCGGCAGUCAUGGACCACACCUCAUUGGAACUGGAGAGACGCAUCGACUUUGAGUUGAGAGAGGGCUUGGUGGAGAGCCGCUACUGGUCGGCAGUGACCUCACACACGGCCUAUUGGUGCUCCUAUGAUGUGGCUCUGUUCCUCCUCACCUUCAUGUACAGACCACAAGAGCCACUUGAAACUGCAGAAGACAACCCAGACACCUCAUAACACAAGUUCAAUCCAACAGACACAGAGCCAUCCAUCACUGAGGUCAAUUCACUUUCUAUUCACUUUUUAUUCAUGCCUUUUGAA
Molecule: messenger RNA, 2694 nt
Organism: Scomber japonicus (chub mackerel)
Lineage: Eukaryota; Metazoa; Chordata; Actinopteri; Scombriformes; Scombridae
Gene: ddhd1b
Product: DDHD domain containing 1b
Exons: 13
Coding region: 1-2610 (869 amino acids)
Cellular component (GO): cytoplasm
Molecular function (GO): metal ion binding; glycerophospholipase activity
Source: RefSeq, a predicted model, not a curated record